UCAUUCAGUUUAUUUGAUAUGGCAACAGUGUUGAAAUCAGUUUGGGUGUAAGCGACUGUAUAUAUCUAAUUUAAACUUGUAAUUGAGAAUAAAGUGCGUAAUAAAAUACCGUAGGUCGAUAACAGAAAUGAAAUGUGUUUGUUUAAUAAACAUAAAUAUUUAUCAAGAAAAGAAGGAUGAAUAAAUAACUACGGUGAAAUGAUAAAUCAGUGAAUACAAAGUGAGGUUAUUGCUUUCGUCCGCUAACAGUGAGUGCAAAACAGAAUCUCGUACAGCGAUGCUUCCACUAUUAGUAUUAAUUGUAAUACUAGCAGUUUAUUUAUACAUAAAAUGGAUUUAUUCCCAUUGGAAAAGAACAGGACUACAACAAAUAGAACCAAAUUUUUUAUACGGAAAUGUUAAAAAUACAAUUUUGGGAAGAAUUAGUAUCGGCGAUUUGUAUAAAAACUUUUACGCUGAAUUCAAAUCAAUGGGAUUAAAACAUGGAGGCGUUUACGAAUUUCUAACUCCGGCUUACGUACCAAUCGAUACGGAAAUUAUAAAAUGUAUUUUACAAAAAGAUUUUAAUCAUUUUAUGAACCAUGGUGAGUAUGUUAACGAAGAAUUAGAUCCCCUCACCGGGCAUCUUUUAGCUUUGGAAAACGAAAGAUGGAAGAAACUGAGAGGAAAACUCACACCUACAUUUACAUCAGGUAAAAUGAAGAUGAUGUUUCCAACAAUGGUAACAUGUACUGAAGGUUUAAUAGAUAUCCUUAAAGAUUAUGCUAAAAUUCAAGAUGGUGUAGAUAUCAAGGACGUGCUACAGAGAUUUACGACCGACAUAAUAGGUUCAGCAGCUUUUGGUUUGGAUUGUAACAGUUUGAAAGACCCCAAUUCCGAAUUUAUGGAAUUUGGCAGGAAAAUAUUUAGAGGCAGUAGAAUUAGGAGUUUGAAACGAAUGAUUUGUAAUAAUCUACCAAAAAGUUUUUUGUCGUUUAUAAGAUUUAAACGAACCGACAGAUCUAUAGAAGAUUUUUUCAUGGGAGUUGUUAGAAGUACGGUCGAUUAUAGAGAAAGCAACAACAUACAUCGUAGAGACUUUAUGCAUUUAUUACUGCAGCUCAAAAACAGAGGAAAAGUUACUGAAGAUGAAAGUAUUUUUCCUAAUGGAGACGAAAAAGGAGAUCACUUUCUAACGUUCAACGAAGUUGCUGCUCAAUGUUUCGUCUUCUUUUUGGCUGGUUUCGAAACUUCUUCAACAACAAUGACGUUUGUUCUACUGGAAUUAGCUAAACGUCAAGAUCUUCAAGAUAAAUUGAGAGAAGAAAUAAAAACCGUCAUCCAAAGACACAAUAACAAAAUAACUUACGAGGGUAUAAUGGAAAUGAGUUAUUUAGAUAAAGUUGUUAAUGAAACGUUACGUCUCCAUCCACCUGCACCACUCACCGGAAGAGUAUGUAAUGCUGCAUAUAGAAUCCCCAAUACAGACGUCAUCAUUCAAAAAGGAGAUAAAAUAAGAAUUUCCAUCUUGGGUAUUCAUAGAGAUCCCGAAUAUUACCCGGACCCUGAUACGUUUGAUCCGGAGAGAUUUAACGAAGAAAAUAAAGCUAAGAGACCAAAUUUUUCGUUUUUACCGUUCGGUGAGGGUCCAAGGAUUUGCAUCGGUGAGUUUAUCAUCUCUAUUAAAGGUAAACAAGAGAAACGACAUCUCCAAAAUUAUUUUCGUCGUAAAAACUAUAUUGAUAGUUUAGAAAUUGAUGACUUAAUUUUAUAUUUAGUCCAGAGGUCUUUAGUUAAUUCGAUUAACCAUUUUAAUGAAACAAUUUAUCAAUAAUCUGGGGUAGAUGAAACUUAUACGGAAACGGAGACGUUCCUGAUGGACUGAGUUAGUGUAGUCUUAAGAAUUAAUAAAUAAAACAGAUUAUACUGGUACUUCUUUCACAACAAAAAAACUUGGAACUAUAAUAUUACCAUAUUUGACCUUUUCCAACUUCUUUUGAAUCAACAGCAUCUUCAUCGGGCUCACAAAAAAAACAUCAUUAAUAUCUCUACCUCUAAAGGCGAUAUCUUUCGGCCUUUCUAGUCCUCUGUUCCAGUUGUGUCUUUACCGGGUAUCCAAACCCCAAGUCCACGGUUCCUUCAUGACCUUAUCAAUUAGGUAUUUCACAGGUGUAUGAUCUGGAGAUACGUUUACUGCAUCCUCAUCCACCGUAGCUUCAUCUUACUAUCGUUUAGGACCUUCAGAGGUAUGUGAACUGCAGAUAUAUUCAGGUGCAUCUUCAUGUAUCCAAACACCAAGUUCACUGCCGCUCCGACUCACUGCCAACUAUAAUCUUCACAGAUGUCUGACCUCGAGAUGUAUUCAGCUGUACUUUUACGUCACUUUUUUCCAAACACAAAGUUCAUUGUUGCCUCGUGACUCUAUUAACUAGUGCCUUCACAUUUAUCAGACCUAGAAAUACCUCCAUCUGAAUCUUCAUUAAGCUUGCCAAUAGUUAGGACCAAUACUUCCUUUCUCUUCAAUAGGAAUGACGUCUUAAUAUAAUUUUAUCAACUAACCUAACUAUCGAAUAAGACCCUGAAGGCCUGAAGAUAUCACCAGCUGUAUCUUUACUAAGCUUGCCGAUACUCAGAACCAAAACUCUCUUUGUCCUUUGUCCACAACCACUAAUCCUGGAACUUUAGUUGCUAUUGUAAUUCAUAAAAUCGUCAUUGUGUUAGUACAUUUUUCUGAAACCAUGGUUUUUAAUGACAUUAAUAGAACGCUGCUUCUUGGAAAUGGAUCCAUAUCACUGUUGUACUUUCUCAAACGGUCACGUCCUUGGUAUACCUUGUAUUGUCUUUAACCUAAAUAUCAAAUCAUCUCUAAACAGGUUGAGCAUAGUAGUAUGCCACUCUUUGAACCAUUAUUAAUGGAUUUGUUGUUUUCCAGUUGUCUUCUGAGCUUCGUUAUCAACAAUUCACUUGAUUACUAUUCGGGUACGCUUGUUGAAACAAAUCUACACUAAUUUGUGACUUAUGGCAAAAGAGGUUGUUUAUUUAUUAAAAGAAAUCAUUAUUAAUAACAUUCUGUUCUUUGACUUUUCAUUAUCAUCGUCUAACUUUGUUGUCUCCUUUGAUGUCGUUAACUUCUUAUAUAGUUAAUCUGAGGUACCGACCAAAUUUUUUUUUAAAUAAUUCCAUAACAUUCCAUCACAAUAUGCUGAAAUAUCGAAUUUUUUACUUUGAGUUUUGUUGAAACAAUAUAAUGAAAUGUAGAUAAUGUCUAUAAAGAUUAUAUUUGGGAUAUCGACAAUGCGGAAGUUUCUAAAAUUCUAUUUUAGAGUUUAAUCUUUACUUGCAAUUUAACAUCUAUAUUUUUUUUACGUUUUUAGUACGAAUAUAUGUAAUUUUUUCAUAAAUUUAGGUGCAAGAUUCGGCCUUCUACAGACGAAAGUGGGAUUAGUUUCAAUAAUUAAAAAUUUCAAAGUCACUUUGAACGAAAAAACCAAACUUCCAAUUACGUAUAUGCCAAAAGCUAUUAUUUCUAGCGUUGCAGGUGGCGUAUGGUUAAAUGUGCAUGAGGUAGAAUAAAUUUCGCAAAUUCAAAUAUUAUUUGUUUAAUAAAUGCAUUUAUUUUAA
This is a messenger RNA of Diorhabda sublineata, 3600 nucleotides long. RefSeq names its product cytochrome P450 6a2-like. The transcript has 4 exons. Gene Ontology annotation, molecular function: oxidoreductase activity, acting on paired donors, with incorporation or reduction of molecular oxygen; iron ion binding; monooxygenase activity. The record is from RefSeq and is a predicted model, not a curated record. NCBI's taxonomy places the organism in Eukaryota, Metazoa, Arthropoda, Insecta, Coleoptera, Chrysomelidae. The coding region runs from base 278 to 1813 and encodes 511 amino acids.